AUGUUGGUUAUUGAAGAAAGUGAAGAAAAUAUAAAUAUAGAAGAUGUAUUUAAUCCUGGUUCUGAAGAAAAGACAUCUUCUCGAAUUUUAAAAUCUUUAACAGGUAGGUCAAAAUGGUAUAAAUUUAAAGAACAGAAUGCCUUAGCUGUACAAAGACAUUUUGGAAAGCCACAUUUAUUUAUAACAUUUACGUGUAAUCCAAAAUGGCCAGAAAUAAUAAAUUCAUUACCAAAAGGAUUCAAAGCAACUGAUAGACCAGACAUUGUUGUUAGAGUAUUUUCAUUAUAA
Strongyloides ratti is the source of this 288-nucleotide messenger RNA. Its product is annotated as Helitron helicase-like domain-containing protein. Lineage: Eukaryota; Metazoa; Nematoda; Chromadorea; Rhabditida; Strongyloididae. Bases 1 to 288 code for a protein of 95 amino acids. The transcript has a single exon. The record is from RefSeq and is a predicted model, not a curated record.